GAAUAUCUGGUCAAAUCAACAAAAGACCGUGCUUAACUUUGACCUUCCGUGGCCAUCUCCUCCCUCGACCUCGAGUCGGUCUGUCAUCCUCCUCUCCUCUCCAAAUUUCACCACCGCCACCCUUGCAUAUGAUAUGAAAGCCUUUUGGUCUUCUUCGCCCUUUUAUUUUUCCUUGUUCUUCUCUUGAAUCUCUGCCACCCACUUGCUGAUUACUGAAGAGUCUUCAAAAAGGGAAGUUUGGGUUGAAGAUUGAUUUGUUAUUUCUGUCUUUCUGCGCAAUUUCUCAUAAAUUGGAUACGGUGCUAUACGCUGGGUAACAAGAAAUGCAAGAUCAAAGGAGACUUUCAUCUGAUGAAACUUUAGUUCCCAAGUCACGGAAAAAGAAAUCCUCAAUGCAGAAGGCUUCCAUGCUUCCCUUGCAACGGGAAAAUGUUAAGAAAAUACAAGACUUGCGUGCUCUUCCAUUUCAGACGGUGCAGAAGCCAUCUAAGAGAGGCUUGGUAAAUGCAGUUUCUGCAGUUUCACAACCACCUGACAAAUCAACCUCAGACUCAUCUCCAUCAUCUGGAAAUGAUUAUCGGGCUUUGAGACGCAAGUAUUUGCUUCUAGAGGAGGACAGCUUCGGGCUAGGAAGGGACUUAAAAGUUGUUGAAGAUGACAUUAAGGCCCUUGAAGAAGAGAAAUUAUCACUAUUAGAUGAGCUUGUUGUGUUAGAAGGCCUGAUCGAUCCUCUAGAAGUUUCCAAGGCCAGUGAAUAACUCGAUUUUCCUGUUCUCUGGAGGUGGUCCAGUCUAGAGUACUUGAUUUGUAGAUAUGAGAUGAUACAAUUUAUAGAAACAAGUUCAGUCCCACCUCGAUUAUUAAUCCUAAUGUAUGCUUCUGAAACAUAUACUUGUGAUGCUCGCAAGCGGCUGGUUCUUGGUGGAAUUUUUGACACUGAUCGGGGUUGGAUUUUUUAAGUAUUGUAAACUUAUUGUUUUCUUCUUUUUAUUUUUUACAUUUGGUCACAGUUGGAGAUUA
Messenger RNA from Coffea eugenioides, 1020 nucleotides. RefSeq lists its product as uncharacterized. Bases 324 to 758 code for a protein of 144 amino acids. NCBI's taxonomy places the organism in Eukaryota, Viridiplantae, Streptophyta, Magnoliopsida, Gentianales, Rubiaceae. The record is from RefSeq and is a predicted model, not a curated record. The transcript has 2 exons.